AUGUAUCAGUCAAUGGAUUUUAAAGGGUAUGAUUUAUCGAAUGAAAGUGAAGAAAUUGUACCCAUUGGAUCCUUAAAUCAUCUAUCAACAAAAUAUGAGAGCUUAGAUUAUGAAGUCAUUGAAAAUGAAUUGUACCGCGAAGAAGAACAAAAAAAAGGUUAUAGAUAUGUUGUACAAAAAGAUUUUUCUAGGUGGAUGACAUUUUUUUGGAUUGGGGUAACAAUUGCCUUUAUUGGAAUAAUAAUUUUUAUUUCCAUUGAAAUUGGGACUACUUUUAAGUUCAACAUGAUCAAAAAAUACUUUGAUGGUUGUACCGAAGCGGAUUGUAUGGUUAAACCAUAUUUUGUGGCCCUUUUACUGAACUUAAUUCCUUCAUUAGUUGGAUCAUGUCUUAUAGUUUAUGUUGAGCCUAUGGCUAAAGGUUCUGGUAUCCCGGCUGUGAAAUGUUUUUUAAAUGGAAUCAAAGUACCAAGAUUGAUUAGACUGAAAACAUUGGUUGUCAAAGUGAUCGGUGUUACGUGUGUGGCACUUGGUGGUAUGUGGGGUGGUAAAGAAGGUCCUAUGAUUCAUGCAGGAUCUAUAGUUGCCGCUGGAGUUUCACAAGGAAAAAGUACAACAUUCAAUAAAGAUUUGGGUGCAUUGAAUUUUUUCAGAGAAGAUCAUGAAAAAAGAGACUUUGUAUCUGGAGGUGCUGCAGCAGGAAUAGCUGCCGCUUUUGGUGCUCCAGUUGGUGGCCUGCUAUUCAGUUUAGAAGAGGGUGCUAGUUUCUGGAAUCAAGCACUUACAUGGCGAACAUUUUUUGGAUCUAUGGUUUCAAUGUUCACAUUACACUCUGUUUUAAGCGCUUAUCAUGGACAUCCAGGUGACCUUACAUAUAAAGGUUUGUUAAAUUUUGGAAAAUUUGAUGAUCUAUCAUAUCAUAUACUCGACAUUCCUGUUUUUGUACUGAUGGGUAUAGUUGGUGGCUUGACGGGAGCACUGUUUUGCCAUUUAAAUCUCAAAUUAUUUAUAUUCAGAAAAAGAUAUGUUAAUAAGGACUGGAAAAAAGUUUUGGAAGUUUUAAUUGUGUGCGCAACUACAGUGACUAUUAGUUUUUUACUCAUUCUGUUUACUAGUGAUUGCAAGAAAUUAGGACUUGAUCCAACAGAUCACCCUAUUCAGUUUGGAUGCAAUGAUGGUGAAUUCAACGCUAUGGCUGCUUUAUGGUUUCAGCUCUUAGAGGGAACAGUGCGAUCACUGUUUCAUGAUACUCCUGAUGUUUUUAAUACAACUACGGUAGUUUAUUUUUGUAUAUGUGCUUAUUUCAUAACAUUAUGGACAUAUGGAGUACAUUUUAGUGGCGGUGUAUUAAUACCUGGGCUGUGUACUGGAGCAGCAUGGGGACGUCUUGUUGGACGAGCGGUAUUUCAUUUUUUUCCAAAUACAAAUAUAGGUAUUUAUUCAUUGAUUGGUGCUGCAUCACAAUUAGGUGGAAUCACAAGAAUGACAAUUAGUUUGACAAUUAUACUAGUAGAAGCUACUGGAAGUAUAACAUUUGGCUUACCACUUAUGAUUUGUUUAAUGACAGCUAAGUGGGUUGGAGAUUUUUUUUCUGAAAGCAUAUAUGACACACAGAUUGAGUUAAGCGGUAUGCCAUUAUUAGCUUGGGAUCCACCUCCAUUAUCUUCUAACAUUUAUGCCAACAAUUUAAUGACACAUCCAGUUAUUACAUUUAAAACUAAAGAAACAGUUGGAAACAUUGUAAAAAUAUUAAAAAGAUAUUCACAUAAUGGUUUUCCAGUAAUUGAAUACGUACAGAAUUAUGAAUUAGAUGAAGGCAAAACUAAAUGUUAUCUACGUGGUUUAAUAUUACGAUCACAACUAAUUGUACUUUUGGAAAACAAAGUAUUUGAUGGACCCCUGACUAAUUAUUGGGACUCUGUUACAAUGGAAACUUUUAGAGAAGACUAUCCUAGGUACUCAAGUAUUGAAGAUAUUGAACUACUGCAGAAUGACCUUAAACUAACAAUUGAUUUAUCGCGAUUCAUGAAUCCAUCUCCAUAUAUCGUCCAACAUACUAUGUCAUUGCCACGUGUUUUUAAAUUAUUCAGAGCUAUGGGACUUCGGCAUAUAGUUGUUGUGAAUGAUUCAAAUGAAGUUGCUGGGAUUGUCACACGCAAAGAUUUAGCUCGAUAUAAAGUAAUUAGACACAUGGGUAAAAUCAGUGUAACCGAACUAAAGUUUUCAAGCAAAAUGGAUUAG
This is a messenger RNA of Macrosiphum euphorbiae (potato aphid), 2241 nucleotides long. NCBI's taxonomy places the organism in Eukaryota, Metazoa, Arthropoda, Insecta, Hemiptera, Aphididae. The record is from the annotation of a GenBank genome assembly.